AUGACGUUAAUUGACUGCAAACGAACUUGUGUUCGAAACAACUAUUGGAUUCAGCCACAACUGGAGAAUGAGUCCAGUGUCCUAGUAUUUACACUCUACGGUCUCAAUGAAACAAUGGAAAACAGAUAUGUGUUUUUUUCUUUAACUGCACUGUUUUUUCCCUUGAUGGUCUUUUGUAAUGUAACAGUAAUUUUCACUAUAAUCUCAUAUAAGAAAUUUCACAAGCCAAUGUAUCUGUUUAUCUGUAAUUUAUGUGUAAAUGGACUUUUUGGCACCGCUGGAUUCUACCCUAAAUUCAUGUAUGAUUUGUUAUCAUAUGAUCAUGUGAUUUCUUAUGUUGGAUGUAUGAGUCAGAUCUUUGUCAUUUAUUCAUCUGCUUUAUGUGACUUUUCAACAUUAACAGUUAUGGCAUAUGACAGGUAUGUGGCAAUAUGCAGACCACUGGGGUAUCAUUCAAUAAUGACUAGUCAGAGAGUUCUUCAGUGUAUCCUUUUCUGCUGGCUGACUCCAAUGUUGUGCAUGUCUGUUCUAAUUAUAUUAGUUGCUAGACUCACUUUAUGUGGCUCUACUGUUGAAAAGUUAUACUGUGAGAUUUGGGCAGUUGCAAAACUUUCAUGUUUUUCUACAACAUUAAAUAAUGUAUUUGGGUACAUUGUUAUUCUUACAUACUUUGGACACGCAGUAUUUAUAUUUUGCUCAUACAUUUACUUGAUUAAAAUGUGCAGGAAGUCAAUAGAGGGCAGAAAAAAAUUCAUACAAACAUGUGUACCACAUUUGCUCUCACUGAUCAAUGUGACUACUGCAUUGUUAUUUGAUGUACUGUACAGUCGUUAUGGCUCAAAGAAUUUGCCACAAGGUGUGCGUAAUUUUAUGGCCCUGGAAUUCUUACUCAUGCCACCAAUUUUAAAUCCGAUUAUUUAUGGUGUAAAUUUGAAACAAGUACGACAGCAAGUUAUUAGACUGUUUUUCAAAAAACAAGUGUAA
Molecule: messenger RNA, 984 nt
Organism: Carassius auratus (goldfish)
Lineage: Eukaryota; Metazoa; Chordata; Actinopteri; Cypriniformes; Cyprinidae
Product: olfactory receptor 52K1-like
Exons: 2
Coding region: 1-984 (327 amino acids)
Biological process (GO): G protein-coupled receptor signaling pathway; detection of chemical stimulus involved in sensory perception of smell
Cellular component (GO): membrane
Molecular function (GO): olfactory receptor activity; odorant binding; G protein-coupled receptor activity
Source: RefSeq, a predicted model, not a curated record